GAACUUCAGGAGCUCCUAAAGUAUCGAGAUAACUCAGACAAAACCCUUGAAGCAAAUGAAAUGUUGCUUGAGAAACUUCGGCAGCGAAUACAAGAUAAAGCUAUUGCUCUAGAGGCUGCUGCAGAGAAGAUGGUACACUCCCUAAUGGAAAGAAAUUCAGAGUUACAGGCCCUGCGCCAAUAUUUAGGAGGGAAAGACUUCAUGAUGUCCCAAGCACACAUCUCUAACCAACAAGCUGAAGUUACCUCCAACAGCCCCCCUCUUGGAGAGCAGACUGAUCAAAGUUCAAUACAAAUACCCUCCAGAGAUGGUAGCACUUCAUUGACUGCCAAAGAGGAUGCCAGCAUACCCAGGUCCACAUUGGGAGACUUGGACACAGUCGCAGGUCUGGAAAAAGAACUGAGUAAUGCCAAAGAGGAACUUGAACUCAUGGCUAAAAAAGAAAGAGAAAGUCAG
Molecule: messenger RNA, 456 nt
Organism: Galeopterus variegatus (Sunda flying lemur)
Lineage: Eukaryota; Metazoa; Chordata; Mammalia; Dermoptera; Cynocephalidae
Product: myomegalin-like
Exons: 4
Source: RefSeq, a predicted model, not a curated record